Messenger RNA from Acomys russatus (golden spiny mouse), 826 nucleotides. It is a transcript of the gene Trappc6b, whose product is annotated as trafficking protein particle complex subunit 6B. Bases 131 to 607 code for a protein of 158 amino acids. The transcript is spliced from 6 exons. Lineage: Eukaryota; Metazoa; Chordata; Mammalia; Rodentia; Muridae. Gene Ontology annotation, biological process: regulation of GTPase activity; endoplasmic reticulum to Golgi vesicle-mediated transport. Gene Ontology annotation, cellular component: TRAPP complex; trans-Golgi network; cis-Golgi network. The record is from RefSeq and is a predicted model, not a curated record.
UUCCGCGGCCUUAGCACCCGGGUAGGCCGCUGCGCACCGGGUGCGGCGCGGGCCACCGGCGCGGGCUAACGGGAGCCGCGAGUCCCGCACUAAUUGGAAGCCGACUCGGCGCUGGAGGGAUCGGCGGGAAAUGGCGGACGAGGCGUUGUUUUUGCUUCUCCAUAACGAGAUGGUGUCCGGAGUAUACAAGUCCGCCGAGCAAGGGGAAGUGGAAAAUGGACGGUGUAUUACUAAGCUGGAAACCAUGGGGUUUCGAGUGGGACAAGGACUGAUAGAAAGGUUUACGAAAGAUACUGCAAGAUUCAAAGACGAAUUAGACAUCAUGAAGUUCAUAUGUAAAGACUUUUGGACUACAGUAUUCAAGAAACAAAUUGACAAUCUAAGGACAAAUCAUCAGGGCAUAUAUGUACUUCAGGACAACAAAUUUCGGCUACUCACUCAGCUGUCUGCAGGAAAACAGUAUUUAGAACAUGCAUCAAAGUAUCUAGCAUUUACAUGUGGCUUAAUCAGAGGUGGCUUGUCAAAUUUGGGAAUAAAAAGUAUUGUAACAGCUGAAGUAUCUUCAAUGCCUGCCUGCAAAUUUCAGGUGAUGAUACAGAAGCUGUAGAGAGCAGUGGAGCCCAGGAGAGACUGCUCCUGCACGGAGCUCUGCAAGGCCUGGUUUCACCUCGUCGCUGGAUGUCUGUGCCCGAGCAAAGAUGGCAUCUCACCAGAGUCACACAGACCAAGUGAAAGCAGAUAAAUGUCCUUCUACCACGACAUAAGCUAACUGAACUGUUCAAAGUGAUUUCAGUGGACCAUGUGAUUUCAAACACCAAGAUGCAAG